Solanum lycopersicum (tomato) is the source of this 744-nucleotide messenger RNA. The record is from RefSeq and is a predicted model, not a curated record. NCBI's taxonomy places the organism in Eukaryota, Viridiplantae, Streptophyta, Magnoliopsida, Solanales, Solanaceae.
UUUGUGGGACUCUUCGUUUUACUGAACAUGAAUCAAGCACAUCGAUAUGGCGAAGCUCAAGAUGAAGCUAUCGUGACAGGUUUCGAGAUACCAACAUCACCUGAUGUAAGUUACAACAACGUUCAUCCUGGAAAUGAAGAUGAUGCUCGUGAACCACCAAUGGUUCCACAACAGCUGCACACUACUGUAUUGAACCACCCCAGUGUGACUAGGGAUCAGUCUGCAGAGCUUCCAUCACCACAACAUGUGGUUCUAAACCAUCUCUACCUUGAGGACAGACAAGCCCAGGGACCAGUCGUGGCAGUCGGUGUAACUUCUCGUUUUCGCUCAAAGUUUGUUACCGUUGUGCUUUACAAACCAGCUGAAAGGAGAAGAGGAAGUACCAGCAAUGCCUGAUUGUUCGUUCUGAUGGAAACAAUAGAUAGAAAGGUAAAUACAAAGCAAUUGAUCCGCAGGAAAUCGUUUAUUUCUUCACAGCUGGUUCUGAAAGUAGAAAAAAAAUUAGGACCGCGAUCUUCCUUGGACUUGAACGAUCAAAACUAGAUCGCGGUUAGUUUCGAAAAAUUUACUAUUGUAGUAUGGUAAAAAAAUUAGUCAUGUGUCUGCUGUUAGUUUUAACUUUGGCAAAGUUUUAUUGUUGUGCAUUAGACUGUAGCAUAUGUUCGAUAUCCUUAUCUUCAUCAUGUGUUAUGAUGCCCUUAACAAUUAUAUGCUCUUCAAUCUAAGAAGGUAUCUUUAUCUAAA